Molecule: messenger RNA, 2742 nt
Organism: Carcharodon carcharias (great white shark)
Lineage: Eukaryota; Metazoa; Chordata; Chondrichthyes; Lamniformes; Lamnidae
Product: scar-like domain-containing protein WAVE 5
Exons: 3
Coding region: 211-2208 (665 amino acids)
Source: RefSeq, a predicted model, not a curated record
CGCUCCUCAGUCGCAGCAGAGCCGCCGCUGGAGUGAGUGGAGCAGGUCCUUGUGCUGCUGCUGCCGCGGAGGAGAGGCGCACAGCGAUGCUGUCAGACCUAAAGUUUUUCCAGCGUUUUCUGUUUCAUGAUUCCUCAUCCCUUUGGACAGAUGAGGCCAGCAUCUUUUUAAAUUGUAGAUUUAUAUUUGGUUACCUAGACUGUUAACAGCAUGGGUGGCAGACUGAGCAGAAAGAAGAGAGGCUAUAAUGUGAAUGACCCAAAAGAGAGCAAAACAGCUGCAGAGUCCACUGAAGAUCCUGGGGUGAAAGAUGAGCCUGAAAAUAAAGAUGCCUCAAAGGAACAGUUCCAGAAACCAGAAGCUGAGCUGCCCGAAGAGAAAUCGGAAACUGAAGCCCCCAAAAUGGCCAGUGAAACAGCUGCAGGAAAACAAACUGACUUAACACCUGAUGUGAAAAUUGAAGAGCAAGCAACCACUGAUGUACCAGCUACUGAUCUUGCACAGACUUCAGAUGUACAAGAAAGUAUAACCCCUACAAAUUUAGUAAAAGUAACAGAGCAGCCAGCUAACCAGGUGGAACACCAUCUAGCAACAGAAACUGAAGUGGAGACAACCCCUACUCCAGAUAAUGACUUGAGUGCUGAAGUUCCUAAUGUUGCAGUGCCCAGUGAAGGGGAAACACAAACUGGUGUGACAGUGUGUGGCCCCAAUGAAGAAACUCAAGAGAAACCAGUUUUAGAUGAAAUGAGUAUGACUGAAGCCUCUGAAAACCCAUCAACUGAGAAAUUGAGUUUGGGUGACCAUGUUGCAACAAAAAUAGACAGUGAACAUUUGGAAAACUCUUAUGUGGACCCAGAAGAUACUACAGAAGAAUCAGGCAAAGUGCAGAAAUUCUGUCAGGAAAUGUCUAUGCAGGAGCCAAUUGAAAGCCAGGACACUUCCUUACAAACCACUUUGAAAGAAAAAGUUGAAAGUUCUAUCCUGGAGACCAAGUCUGAAUCUGGAGUUGAAUGUGUACCCCCCAAGGAGACUGAAAUACCAAAAUUGCCUGAAAUAACUGAAGAAACACCCAUUGAUAUUGUCUUGAAGAGUGAAAUGACAAGAUGUGCAGAUCUGGAGAAAAAUAUAGUUGGACCAGAUACGCAUGAUGAAAUUCAGGAAAAGAUAGUGAGUGACUCUCUUCACCCCACUGUACAAGUAGCUGUGAAAACAGAACCCACAAAGCAUUUGGUACAGAAUUCCGACCAUAUGCAGGAUGGGUCUGGUCAAGGAGACAGUAAUAUUGUAUUUGCAGAUCAGAGCCAAUUGGUGGAAGAAUCUGGAAAUCUAUCUGUAGACACUUCAAGUGCACCAGAAGGUGUGACAGAUGUAGUCCCAGCAGAAUCCAAGGAUCCCAUGGUAGAAUGUGCUCCAAAGAUAGUGGACGCACCAGAGAGUGCAACAGAUAUUGUCCUGGCAGAAUCUAAGCAUCCUGUGGUAGCAGAAUCUGCUCCAGAGACCACUCCAAACACUGGAAAGGAAGUUACUGAAACCAGGUGUGAGCAAACUCCAGAAUUAAUCAGCGAGCAAGAUCAUGUAGAAAUACCCCUGCUUAAGACCAGUUCUGAACUAAUACCAGAUAUUAAAUUAACUGUUUGUACAGAAACUUUGCAAGAAGAGAAAAUGGAAAUCAGCACAGAACUAACCUCUAAGGAGUCUACAGAAGAAAACUUUGUUUCUGAUGCUACUGAUCCACAUCCACUGAAUGAAGUGCUUGCUGAGAAACAAUCUAUUUCAUGUUCAGCUGAAAUGUCUUCAGAUCAAGUGGUAAAACUGGACCCUAUGCCUGAAACCAUAAGUUCUCCAAAUCUUGAGAGUCCAACAGAUGUGGUGAAUACUGAGGAAACCAGUUCUUCAAAAACUGAAAAUGGGUUAUCUGUAGAUGAGAGAAGCCAGAAUGAAUCCACUAGCAAGACUAAAGAGGAUAACCUUCCAGAGGCUUCCAUUGCUAAUGGAAACCCUGUAGAUAAUGGAGUGAAAGAUCACAGCAAAUCAACAAGCCAAGCUGAAGUGAAUGGCCAAAGUGAAACUACGAAAGCUGAAGAGAAUCAAGACAGCAUUUCUAACACAACUGAAUUUAAAUCCAUUGAACAAGUGAAUACAAAUCAACUUGCAGAGGAAUCUGGGAAUGUCAAAUUGGAUAACCAAACUCUAGAUUCAGGGCUAUGAAUAGAUGUCAAACCAUGAGUUCAGCAGAAAAGCUGCUGAUUGCAAGCUUUGAGGAUGAAUCAAAAGAGCAUGUGUUAAGUGGAAGAUAUCAAAUUGGGAUUUUAUUCAAACCAGCUAGCACCUAGGUUUGAUUUGAGUAAAGACUGAACUUUGCUGCAAGCAGGACAGCCUCUCAACUUGCAGUAUGAGUGAACUUAACUGGUUCCACAAUCUUCCAUUUUUUUUUCUUUCGUUUCUUGAUACAGAUGCCAAAAAUCCCAUUGGAAGAUCAAAUGAAGACCUAGCCUAAUGCCAAUAACUUUUGGCAUGCAAGAUAAGAUGUCAAAUGUUAGUAUUACAUUUUUAAGGCAUGUAAAUCUAAAGUUUGUUCAGAACACCAACAGUAAUUUAAGGAUAGCUAAUUUGAAGUAGUCAAGAUAACUAGUAAUCACUAAUUCAUAACAGCCUGUUUUGCGAGGUCAGUUGUAACUAAUUGGAUAAUGAGGAUUUUAAAAUUUCCAUGCUUUGACAACUUAAUAAAUAUUAUCUGUCAUA